Molecule: messenger RNA, 1640 nt
Organism: Aegilops tauschii subsp. strangulata
Lineage: Eukaryota; Viridiplantae; Streptophyta; Magnoliopsida; Poales; Poaceae
Product: OVARIAN TUMOR DOMAIN-containing deubiquitinating enzyme 1
Biological process (GO): protein K48-linked deubiquitination
Cellular component (GO): nucleus
Molecular function (GO): ubiquitin binding; cysteine-type deubiquitinase activity
Source: RefSeq, a predicted model, not a curated record
UCCCGCAGCAGCGUAAUGAGCCAAGGUUCUCCCGCCGCGACGGGGUCCAGUUCAGGGACAACAGAACCGGCCCAUGGGCAGCACGGGGACUCCUCCGACGCCGCCGCCGCCGCCGCCUCCUCCUCGCCGCCGACUCUCCCCCCUGCAGCGCCCCUCCAGCGGCCCCAAGAAGAGCGGGACGGCGAGCAGGCCGGAGGCUCGAGCUCCGCUGCGGCGGGGGUCGACCGGAAGGGCAAGAAUCUCCCAUCCGCACCCGCAGUUCCUUCUUCGGAGUCUUCAUCUUCGAGCUCCGGGGGCAGCAGCCCCGAGGACGCCGACGCCGCGGCCUCCGGAGCCCGGCCGUUCGACAGCACGGCGGUGUUCCAGCAGCUGCUACGGGAGCAGACGGCCACCAAGGAGGCGGGCGGGCCGUUGGCCGAGGGGGCGGGCAAGAAAAAGAAGCCGGAGGAGGCGCAGGUGAAAUCGUCGCACGCCAUAGGGGAGCUCUGGCACAAUCUUAUAAAGUUUUUUCUUGGAGAAGAAUGGCACUAUUCAGAACAUGUGAAUUACCAGACACAUCCCAUGACUGAAGUCAGAAAGUAUUAUCGGGUUCCUGAUUUGGCUACGGGACAAGGAGUGGACCAUCUUGAUGCCUAUUCAGAAUUUAGACGGGUGACUGGAGAUGGGGAGUGUUUCUACAGGAGCUUCAUAUUUUCCUACCUUGAGCAAGUUCUUGAUAGGCAGGACACACAUGAGGAACAGCGUCUGCUUGAUGCUGUUAAAAGAGUGUCUGUGCAACAUGCAGAUCUAGGAUGGACCUCUAAAUUUCCCAGGAGCUACAGAGCAUUUAAGAAGCUGAUUAAGAAAUUAACGAGAUGGAAGAGGCACGGCAUGUGGAAGUGGAACAGCAUAACAUCAACUAGCAGCUACCGUAAAGAGAAACUUCUCGAGUUCUUCAGAAGUUACGAUACGACGCAAGACAUUCUUACUUUCCUCAGAUUAGUAGUAGCCAUCUGGAUAUGCUCGCACGCGGAGGAGUAUGAACAGCGUGUACCAGACCUCAGUGAACAUUACAGUCUGAAAGAUUGGUGCUUUGAGCACGUCACUCCAUCUCGUGAGUACACGGACCAUGUUAUGAUGACGGCCUUGGCCGAAGCGCUUGAGGUACCCCUUAGAGUGGAGCAACUCAAUGGAGGACCUGCUCACGAUAUCUACACUGGUCCUGGACCUGGAGUUCCUCUUGUGAGUGUGACCCUUCUGUACACGGGCAUUCACUACGACGUCCUCUACCCACGCGCUGCUCCUGCCGAGAGUUCAAGUCAACAGACUUCCCAGAGAAAACAUCCUGCUGAUUAGAGUUGAAGUUAACAGAUUCUGCUGGAUGUUGCUGAGUUUAGGUGGUAGAGAGUUAGACAUUGGGGUAGCCAUAGCAUACACUUGGUUGUGCAUUCUUCUUCUACCUCCUCUGUUGGCACAAACAGCUGGUGCCGAUACAUUGAUCAGUAGCUGCUCCCUUGUCUGAAGGUUGACAAGGAAGAAAAACUUGUGGUGUGGUUUGUCUGAAUUGUUGGCUGAUGUACAGUGAAUCUUCUGUGAUCACAUUCCAACUUGUUAAUUGCUUCCAUCUUUAAUGCUUCUAAUCAUAUCCAUUUUUGAUAUCA